AUGGACUUAUCGCUUCAAUCUUUUGUAAGUAUUACUUUGGCCAUGGUUGCCAUUGUGAUGGGGAGAUUAUUAUUUUCAUGGUGGAUUAUGCCUAACUUGGCAUAUAAAAAGCUCAAGGCCAAUGGGUUUUCCGGGCCGAAACCAAGUUUUCCUUUUGGAAACUUAAGUGACAUGAAAAAGGAGAAGAAAUCUGAAGAUUCUUCCCCAUCUUCCAGCAUCAUAUCCCAUGAUAUCCACUCUGCUGCAUUUCCAUUCUUCGCCCGGUGGCAGAAAUCCCACAAGAAAGUAUUCAUCUACUGGUUAGGGACAGAGCCAUUCCUUUACAUUGCAGACCCUGAAUUUCUGAAGAAGAUGACUGCAGAUGUAAGAGGAAAAAGUUGGGGAAAGCCAACCGUUUUUAAAAAUGACAGAGAACCCAUGUUUGGCAAUGGUCUUGUAAUGGUUGAAGGCGAAGACUGGGUCCGGCACCGCCAUGUUAUAACUCCAGCAUUCUCUCCGGCCAACUUGAAAGCUAUGUCAAGCUUAAUGGUGGAGUCAGCAACUAGUAUGCUCGACCGCUGGAGUAUCCUAGUCAACUCCGGCAAGCCAGAAAUCGACGUUGAGAAAGAAAUCAUAAGCACAGCCGGAGAGAUCAUCGCGAAAACAAGUUUCGGCAUGAGUUAUGAAUACGGAAGAAAAGUGUUUGACAAAUUAAGAGAAAUGCAAAUCACUCUUUUCAAGUCCAACCGCUAUAUAGGGGUACCCUUUAGCAACGUCUUAAACCCUAAACAAACUUUAAAGGCCAAAAAACUUGGAAAGGAAAUUGAUGCCCUCCUCUUAUCCAUAAUUACCGCUCGAAGCAAAUCCAGCAAAAGGCAUCAGCCUCAGCAGGACUUGCUCGGUCUACUGCUGGCGGAGAAUACGGUAGACGGUCGCCUUGGAAAACGAGCCUUAACCUCUAGUGAACUGGUUGAUGAGUGCAAAACCUUUUUCUUCGGCGGCCAUGAAACCACUGCAUUGGCGGUGACAUGGACUUUGCUCCUCCUUGCACAGCACCGUGAGUGGCAAAAUCAGCUGAGAGAAGAAAUCAGAGAAGUGAUUGGAAAUGGAGAAAUUGAUGCAACAACGGUUGCUGGACUAAAGAAGAUGGGUUGGGUAAUGAAUGAAGUUUUACGUUUGUACCCUCCAGCUCCCAACGUACAGAGGCAAGCAAGACACGACAUUAAAGUGGACGACCUCGUGAUUCCCAACGGUACAAACGUGUGGAUCGAUGUUGUAUCAAUGCACCAUGACCAAAAUCAUUGGGGACAAAACGCGAAUGAAUUCAAACCAGAAAGAUUUAAGGAUGACAAUUUGUAUGGAGGAUGCAAUCACAAAAUGGGAUUUUUGCCAUUUGGAUUUGGAGGAAGAAUGUGUGUUGGUAGGAAUUUGACAAGUAUGGAGUACAAAAUUAUGUUAACCCUAAUCUUGACUAGGUUUUCCUUUUCUCUUUCACCAAAUUACUGUCAUUCUCCCUCUAUUAUGCUGUCACUUAGGCCAAUGCAAGGUCUUCCUGUGAUAUUUGAACCUCUAUAA
This is a messenger RNA of Fraxinus pennsylvanica, 1554 nucleotides long. Lineage: Eukaryota; Viridiplantae; Streptophyta; Magnoliopsida; Lamiales; Oleaceae. The record is from the annotation of a GenBank genome assembly.